Molecule: messenger RNA, 722 nt
Organism: Centrocercus urophasianus (Greater sage-grouse)
Lineage: Eukaryota; Metazoa; Chordata; Aves; Galliformes; Phasianidae
Product: snaclec bothroinsularin subunit beta-like
Exons: 6
Coding region: 99-722 (207 amino acids)
Molecular function (GO): signaling receptor activity
Source: RefSeq, a predicted model, not a curated record
ACACUAAUCUUGUCCAAGUAAUUUCCCUUCCAAACAGGAACAAAACUGGUCAGCAAAACACCCAGUCACAGGCAGGAGGAUCACCAGGUCUCCUGACAAUGACCCAUCUGUUUCUAUUUUUCCUUUUUGGAGCCUUAGCUCUCUCUGGCUCAGAAGGUGCUGGCAACUCCACAGGCAAGCAUCGCAAUGCUAGGUUCUUGUUUGACUUUUCUGACAAACAUAAGCCUGAACAUAACAUAAUUCCUAACCCGUCUCAACAAGACUCAUCUGCAAAGCAGGUCUGUCGAAGUCUAUGCCAGAAAGGCUGGAUUCGUUACGAAGGCUACUGUUACAUGUUUAUUCAAGAGAGAAUGACAUGGCUGGAAGCUGAGAAAACAUGUUCGGCUAUAAGUGCAGGAGGUCACCUAACCAGCAUCACCAGCGCAGAACAGAAUGAAUUCCUUCGUAAGCUUUCUCAGGGACAACAGAAUACCCAGUUCUGGACAGGGGGAACUUACCAAAAGGGUUCUUUGUUGAGAUGGAGUGAUGGAUCUCUAAUAACCUUUGUCCAGAGGCCUCUGUCAUCUAUUUUCCAUGCCAUUGGAGGACUAAUUAACAACCUGUUUAACAUAAAACUUUGCCUGAUGGUCAACAUUGGAGGAGGGGCUCAAUGGGAAAGCUCCCCUUGCAGCCAGAGGCUGCCAUUCAUCUGCACUUACAGACCAAGCUUAGUCCACCCUUAA